UAUCACAGAACUCUCCAAGAAAACCCCACAAAAAUGGACGGAUUACACUACGUCAUCAUCUUCUCCCUGCUAUCAUGCGCUUCACCGGCCAGUUUCACUCGCCGUCACCUCUCUCAAGCUCCUGUUACCGAUCCUUCCACAUUCACUCCCGGUGGCUCUCCGUUCUUCCCAGCUUACGGCUCCUCCUCUCCUCCUCCUCCUCCCCCUCCGGCGCCUCUUCCGCCUCCCGCACCCACAUAUGCCACUUUUCCGGCGAACAUCUCCGCCCUCGUCCUCCCUCGCUCUCCUAAACCUCAUACUACUACCCGUACACUCCUUAUCCCGGCUAUCUCCGCCGUGCUCGCCGUAGCAACAUCAAUCGGCCUGGCAUUAUUUCUCUACGGACGCUGGCGAGGGCAAAACCGUAAUCUCAAAGACUUCGAAUCCAAGAGCGUAGCUUCAUCCGAACAAGCUCCACGUCCCUUUCCAAGAAACACCACUGGAAACAAACUCUCUGUUGCUGCUUCUACCUCCGAUGUUCUCUACCUCGGUAACGUCGUCACUUCCGAGUCCGGUUUCGUCAAACCGGAGUCACCGGAGAUCUGUCCUCUCCCGCCAUUGCCGGCUCGUAGCUUCCUCCAACAUAACCCUGAAUCUAAUCCUCUCACUGAUGAAGAAGAAGAAGAAGAAGAAAACGACGACUUCUACUCGCCUCUCGCCUCUCUAGCUGGUCAAGAAACCGGAAGACAGAGAAACAAUCCGUACAGUAAUUGCUCUCCCUCCUCAGCCUCGGAUUCUCCGGCAAUGUCACCGUCCGUUACGAUUUCUCCGCCGAUGAGCUCGACGGCACCGCAUUGGUCAACUCAGAAUCCUCAGUCUCCGUCGCCGGAGAGACGAGUUAGGAACAAUAAGAGAUAUGGAUCUUCCCUGAGAAUGUUUAGCCUCUGGAAUCAGAACCUAGGAUUCCCACGAAUCUCUUCUGCUUCUACUUCGCCGGAGAGAGGUAUGAUUAGGACCCCCGACGCAUACGCUCGUUCUUCUAUGUACUCAUCGGUUUCCACAACGCCGGAUCGGUUUUUCCGGAAGGUUCUGGAAAGUUCGCCGCCGAGGUGGAAUGAUUUCAGUCGAAAUGUCAAGUCUUUGUUCCUUUCUUCCACUUCUGCGUCACCAGCUAGAGAUUUUUGUAUCAACAUCUCUGAAUCUUCUAGAAAUCUGAAAUCUUCUUGGGAAAUUCCGGAGCUUGAUUCAAGUGAACAAGGCGAAUCGGCUGGUGUUGCUCCUCCUCCACAACGGCCACCGCCGGCAAUGCCGGAGCCGCCUCCUCUUGUGCCACCGUCACAGUCUUUUAUGGUUCAGAAAUCUGGGAAGAAGCUAUCUUUCUCGGAGUUACCACAGAGUUGUUGGGAAGCAACGACAGAGCGACCAAAGCCAAAGCUGAAACCUUUGCCUUGGGACAAAGUCCGACCAAGGUCUUGCCGGAAAAAUACCUGGGACAGUCUUAAAUUCAGCUCUUCAAAUUCUAGCUCAAAACAGAGAAGUCUUAGCUGUGAUCUUCCGAUGCUAAAUCAAGAAGACAGAGUUUUAGACCCAAGGAAGUGUCAGAAUAUUGCUUUUCUGCUUACCACACUUAAGCUCACCACAGAUGAUAUUCGUCAGGCCCUUCGAGAUGGUCAAUAUGAAGUACUCGGUGUUGAACUUCUCGAGAACUUAUCAAGAAUGGCGCCGAGCGAAGAAGAAGAGAAGAAGUUGAAGACCUAUAGCGAUGACUCAGUGAACAAGCUUGCCCCAUCAGAGAGGUUUCUCAAGGAAUUGCUUAAUGUGCCUUUCGUGUUCAAACGGGUUGAUGCAUUGCUCUCUGUUGCUAAUUUUAAUUCCAAAGUUUCGCACUUGAAAAGCUCGUUCGGUGUUAUACAGGCUGCUUGUGUGGAACUACGGAAUAGCAGAAUCUUGUUGAAGCUUAUUGAAGUUGUCUUAGAGACAGGAAUGAAGAGCGGGAAUGCUCAUGACUUCAAACUUGAGGCGCUCCUGGAGCUUAUCGAUAUCAAAUUGUUAGAUGGAAGAACCACUCUCUUGCAGUCUGUUGUACAGAAAAUCAUAGAAUCAGAAGGUAUCAAAGUGCUACAAGUUGUCAGAGAACUCAGUUCAGUACUUGUAGAUGUCAAGAAAUCUGCAGAAAUGGACUAUGGUGUUCUAAGAAGCGACAUGGCAAAGCUUUAUCAAGGAGUCCAGAAAGUUAGUGAAGUUCUGCUGCUGAGUGAGAAGAAUGGACCUAAUGAAGAACAACAAUGGUGGAAAUUCAGGGAAUCGAUGACCCGAUUCUUGGAAACCGCUGUAGAGGAGAUUAAAAAGAUUGAAACAGAAGAUGGUUCCACGCUCUUUGGAGUGAAAGAGAUGACAAAUUAUUUCCAUGGAGAUUCAGCAAAGGAAGAAGCUCAGCUGCUGAGUGUGUUCGUGAUCGUGAGAGACUUUCUGUCCAUUCUAGAUGGAGUAUGCAAGGAUAUGGAGGUGACUCGAGAGUAGAUUACUCUGGCAUAGAUUUCAAGUGGAAUGAAGAACUUAGAAUCUGUCCAAGACUAAUGCAUCGUGUUGCCUCUUAGUUAUGUACUACUUAUGUUUGUCUGAAACGUUGGGAGAUAUUUAGAGGGAUGCAACUUUUACAAACAUAAGUGCUGGCUUGAAGACCAUAUGAAUAUCCAUAAACUCAAACAUAAUUAGAAGAUGUUUUCUAUUCCAUCAUA
Molecule: messenger RNA, 2717 nt
Organism: Eutrema salsugineum
Lineage: Eukaryota; Viridiplantae; Streptophyta; Magnoliopsida; Brassicales; Brassicaceae
Product: formin-like protein 10
Exons: 3
Coding region: 34-2499 (821 amino acids)
Biological process (GO): actin cytoskeleton organization; actin nucleation
Molecular function (GO): actin filament binding
Source: RefSeq, a predicted model, not a curated record